GUGAGACUCGCCGCUUGAGUUCGUCAUCAUCCAUCUUGUAGUUGUGCUAAACUCAAAAUGUCAGUGUUUCAUGACGAGGUGGAGAUUGAAGACUUUGAAUACGAUGAAGAAACCGAGACAUAUUACUACCCCUGUCCAUGUGGUGAUAGAUUUGUUAUUUCUAAAGAAGACCUAGAAAAUGGUGAAGAGGUUGCCACAUGCCCUAGCUGUUCCUUGAUAGUACGAGUUAUCUAUGAUAAGGAAGAGUUUAUGUCUGGAGAAAUAAUAGAAUCACCUAAUGCAAACAAAGUAAAACUGGUACAGAGCUGAUUACAGCACAGUCCUCUGCUGUCUUCGCUGAUGAAGGGAGACUGGUUGGAACUGGGAGGACUAUCACUGCAGGCCAAUGGAAUUGCUUGUCUGUGACUAUGGCUGUAUUAUGGUGUUAAAUGAGAAAUGACUCGAGAGUCUAGACAGAAGUUUUGGCCAUAUCUGCCCGUCCACUAAAGAAUGAACAUAACAUCGAGCAAAUGCCUCAUGGGUUCAUCUAGUGCACUGGAUCUUUUUAAGUUUACCUGUGCAAGUUUACGUGUGCAAUCCAGUUAAAAAAAAAUUAGUUAUAUUUGUCUCAGCAAAUGCUACCAAUUACAAGCACACGCAAUUGCUGCCAUGUGUUCUGAAUAACCCUGUAUGUCAGUUUCACAAUGUGCAAUACUGUUGAUCUGACAGACCUUGCAGAGGGAUGGUAAUAGGGGUUCAGUUGGUGGGUGCAUCUGUAUCCCAAGAUGUGGCACAAAUUACUGGUACUGAUGUUUCAGAAGUGAAUUGGGCGUUUUUGAGAACAGACUUCCAGCUCUGGAAUUAUCGAAGAAAGUCACUGAGACAUGGUCAUGUACCCCCACGGAACGAUUUAAACAUCACACAGACUUAUCGGCACAUAUCUUCAAAGUGCUUCUUAUAUAUUAUAGUAAGUUUAGAAAAUUAUAUAUAUUACAGAAAGAAUACCGUUCUGUAUACUCACAGUACAAAAU
This is a messenger RNA of Polyodon spathula (Mississippi paddlefish), 1010 nucleotides long. RefSeq names its product DPH3 homolog. Lineage: Eukaryota; Metazoa; Chordata; Actinopteri; Acipenseriformes; Polyodontidae. Gene Ontology annotation, biological process: protein histidyl modification to diphthamide. Gene Ontology annotation, molecular function: metal ion binding. The coding region runs from base 58 to 309 and encodes 83 amino acids. The transcript has 3 exons. The record is from RefSeq and is a predicted model, not a curated record.